AUGUCAGCUCCGCAGACCCCAGGCAACGACAACGGCAACGGCAAUGCUGGCGCCGGCGAUAGCGAAAGCAAUGGUGCUGCCCCCUCUGACGUCUUAAAUCUUCUGCGACAGGCAUAUCGCCUGCGUGCAGGCGGCGCUGGCGGCGAGUACACAGCCGUACAUGGCGAGUUUGGCGACGACACCAGCCACAGACUACUCGACGACGACGACGAAGAGGAAGAUGACGACGACGACGAAUACCAUGAUGCCGAGGACGGUCCCAUGCACUACGAUAUAGAAAUCGAAGAGGUUGUCGAUGAAGAUGAGGAGAUUGUGGGCGAUGGUGACGAAGAGAACGACGACGAAGAUGACGGUGAAGAGGAAGAGGAAGAGGACGAAGAUGACGAAGACGAGGAGGAGGACGAUAACGACGAUAUCGAUGAAGGUCGCCCGGUACCCUACUUAACCCGCCGGCAGCUGAAUAUCAUGCUACAAGGAGAGACGCUGCACAACGUCCUCUUGAGCGUGACCGACUGGGGUGGUGGUUUCGACAUCGACGCCUUUACCAACAGCCGGCGGCGACGACAGCAGCUGCGUGACCCGAAUAGAUUCCCCAAGGUGCCGAGCGAGGAGGGCCGAAAGCUCAUGGACUCGGGCGUGUUCGGCUCGACGGAGCGGCCGCGCAAGGUCUACCCUACGAUCUUUGACAAUAUGGCCUCCGACAACCACUCUCUGCAUACCAAGAUCGAGGCCAGACGGCGGCCCGUGUCGCUCCGGCUUUUGGACCGUGAGCUCGGACUUGGGCAGACGCAAGCCGACCGCACGCUGGGCAAGAACAUGAUUGCGCAGAGCAUGGUGCCUUCGACCGACGCCGACAUGGUAUUGAGGUACGAGGCUCCUGUGUACCUGGGCCAGUUCUCGGACGACGGGAACUUCUUCUACAGCGCCACCAAGGAUUUCCGCGUGCGGAUGUACGACACCUCCAACGUCAACGAGUGGAAGCACUACAAAACCGUGGUGCAUCCGUCGGGCCGCUGGACCAUGACAGAUGCGUCGUUGAGCCCAGACAACAAGUGGCUCGCGUUUACGUCCAUGAUGCCCAAAGUGUGCCUCGCGCCGACGGAUCCCAACGACGAGGGUGAGCCGUACCUUUUGGACCUGGCUGGCCUCCCUCGGGACGACACCAUUGGCGAUUUCUACGACUCGUUUGCCAUCUUCUCCGUGCGGUUCUCGGGCGAUGGCCGUGAACUGGUUGCCGGUACCAACGCCAGCACCAUCAUCGUAUACGAUAUCGAAUCGCGCCAGGUGCUGCAUAGCUUCGAGGGCCAUAAACACGACGUCAACGCGGUGUGCUUUGGCGACAAGCAGUCGCCGCAUCUGCUAUACUCGGGAUCCGACGACGCCACCAUCAAGGUGUGGGACCGGCGCAGCCUGGGCGACAGUCGGGCGGCUGGCGCCUUUGUUGGCCAUUGUGAGGGCAUCACAUACAUCGACAGCAAGGGUGACGGGCGCUACAUCCUGUCCAACGGCAAGGACCAGACCAUGCGGCUGUGGGACCUGCGCAUGGCCAUGAGCAUGUCUGACUUUGAUGCCAAGGACCCGGCCGCCCUAACACAGUACAGCUUGUACGAUUACCGCUUCCAGCGCUACAACGAUGACCUCUACUUCAAACACCCACACGACAACUCUGUCGUGACCUUCCGCGGUCACCGUGUCGAGCGUACGCUCAUCCGUUGCCACUUCUCGCCACCAGGUAGCAGCGACGGGCGCUACGUCUACUCGGCAAGCCACUCAGGCAAGGUCUACAUCUACAACCUGGACGCCACUCUGGCGGGCGUCAUUGACGUGCGCGAGGCCACGCGCGAGACGCUGUCGGCGGUCGCCGCCGAGGAGGAGCGCCAAGCUGAGGCGGGUGGCCAUAACAACACCGCGGAGACUCUCAAUUCCCGCCAACGCGUGCGCCAGCGCCGCUAUACGCACGGCCCGUUGUGUGUGCGUGACGCCAGCUGGCACCCCACGAUACCCGUUCUUGUCGCAUCUUCGUUCGACGCUGAGAGUAUGGAGACCGGCACGUGCUCGGUCCACUCCUGCGACAUUGCCAAGGAUGGCGACGCUGGCGGGCGCGAACACCGAUUGUAUGACGAUCGGAUGCGGCCGAUCUCGUCCUGGCAGACGUCGGUACGGAACACAGCUUGGUGGGCCAACUAG
Messenger RNA from Sporothrix brasiliensis 5110, 2187 nucleotides. Its product is annotated as WD repeat-containing protein 23. Gene Ontology annotation, biological process: proteasome-mediated ubiquitin-dependent protein catabolic process. The transcript has 4 exons. NCBI's taxonomy places the organism in Eukaryota, Fungi, Ascomycota, Sordariomycetes, Ophiostomatales, Ophiostomataceae. Gene Ontology annotation, molecular function: protein binding. Gene Ontology annotation, cellular component: Cul4-RING E3 ubiquitin ligase complex. The record is from RefSeq and is a predicted model, not a curated record. Bases 1 to 2187 code for a protein of 728 amino acids.